AUGCUGCGUCAAGUCCAGCGUCUGGUCCUUUUCUGCGGUCUCGUCGCAAACAUUUCCCCUGCCAACCAGGUCGGGGCAAGUGUUGUGCCGCGAGACAACUCGACCGGCAAGAACCCCUUCAACAGCGAAUUUGCCAAGUUUGCGGAAGAAACACUGCAGAAGCUCAAGGUUCCUGGGCUCUCCGUCGCCGUGGUUGACGGCGACCAAGUAUACGCCGAGGGAUACGGGUAUUCGGUCUUGCCUGAUACGCGAGCAACUCCAGAAACGCUCUGGUACGCCGGGUCCACGACCAAGGCUUAUACGGCCGCCUGCCUGUCCGUCCUCAUGCACAGCGGCACAUACAAACAGCUGGCCAAAAAUUGGUCGACGCCCAUCUCGUCUAUUAUAAAGGAGGACUUCGUCCUUAGCGAUACCUGGGCGACUGAACACAUGACGCUCGACGAUGCCGUCAGCCAUCGUUCCGGGCUGACCCGCAACGACAAGGCUUUGCUGCAGACGCGGAACGGCAAGACACUUAACCUUAAUGAGAUUGUUCGAAACAUGAGGAACUUGCCUCUCAAAUACGAGCCGCGAACUGAUUACAGCUACAACAAUUGGAUGUACAUCGUCAUGUCACACGUCAUCGAGACCAUCACCAAAAAGUGGCUCGGGGACGUGUUGAGAGAGCAGAUCUGGAAGCCGCUGGGCAUGAACUCGACCUACUUUACUCCCAAGGACGCCGAGAACGCGAAAGAGCCCAUGGCGUCUGGAUACAUCUGGAACAACGUAACCCAAAAUUACACAAAGACCCUGCCAAUGCCUAUGAAUGAUUUGAGUGGCGCGGCCGCAAUCAUCUCCAACGUGCUCGACUACGCGAAGUGGAUCAAGUGUCUGCUUAACGAGACCGAGCCAUUCUCCAAGGACGUACACGAGGACAUCCGGAAGCCGAGAAUGAUCGAAAGUACGGACACGGACGAUGCUUUCGACAUCAGCCUGAAUGGGUUGGCCUGGUAUCGAAACACAUACAGGGGCCACGUCUUCUACCGGCACAACGGAGUCAUGAUUGGGUUCGGGGCACAGGUUUAUUGGUUCCCCAAGGAGAAAUUUGGGUUUGUCAUGUUCGCAAAUGGCGACGGCCAGUCCGGGGACGCCAAUAAGGCCUUCUCCAUGAAGUUGAUUGCGGACAGGCUGGAGGGGCCGGCCUCCGACUACCAGAAUAUCACAGACAAGAGUAUAAAAAGCUCUAAGGAGUUUGCAGAGAAGCUUGCCAACGCGGUCAACAUCACCUAUCCAGACCUACCCCAAUCUCGGUUGCCGUCUUCGUUCAGUAUAGCAGACCUCGAGGGAAAGUACUCUGACGAAUCUCACGGGACAAUGGAGCUGCGCGAAGGAACAAGCCCCAAAAAGCCGGACGAGAAGUUUCUCAUCGCGGAGCGCAGGGAUACGACGUGGAGACUAGCAAUGCGGCUCUACCAUGUCACUGGAGAGAAAUGGAUUGCGUACGCGAGCUGGCAGGAUGAAAUGGACGAUCCCGGCCAGGUUUACGCGGCCGAGUUCGAAAAAGAAGCCGAUGGAAAGGUCUCGGGAUUGAAGGUGACGUGGGAAAGCAAAGUAAGCCUCGGUGUGGCAGAAGGUGAGACUGUUUUCAAGAGAGAGCGUUAA
This is a messenger RNA of Hirsutella rhossiliensis, 1641 nucleotides long. RefSeq names its product beta-lactamase domain-containing protein. The record is from RefSeq and is a predicted model, not a curated record. Lineage: Eukaryota; Fungi; Ascomycota; Sordariomycetes; Hypocreales; Ophiocordycipitaceae. The transcript is spliced from 3 exons. Bases 1 to 1641 code for a protein of 546 amino acids.